This is a messenger RNA of Vicia villosa (hairy vetch), 717 nucleotides long. RefSeq lists its product as uncharacterized. The record is from RefSeq and is a predicted model, not a curated record. The transcript is spliced from 3 exons. Lineage: Eukaryota; Viridiplantae; Streptophyta; Magnoliopsida; Fabales; Fabaceae. The coding region runs from base 164 to 451 and encodes 95 amino acids.
CGUUAAAGCACUCCAUACUCACCCACCCAUCUCUUCUGUAAACAUGUUUGGUUUUCUCUGUUGAAAUUGAUUUUAUCAUCUGUAAUCGAUUCUAUCUGAAGCCAAGGUAAUAAGUACCUAUCACGUUCAGCGGAAAAUCAAUUCACCAUUUGUUUUCGGUGUGAUGGGAAGUGAGGAUGGAAGAGAUCCAUUCAAAGGUGUUGAUUGGAAAGCUGUUGGUGGUGAGAUGCAGCAAAAUCCUAAUGUUCAACCAACUAUCGCGAAACGACUCCCCAAGAAAAUUAGACUAGUACCAGAAUUCUAUUUCCUUCCUAAAUGGCCACUACCCUCCGCCUUGUUGUUCUGUAGUGCCUGUAUUGCCGGUGGAGUUGGUGCCGGUAUGCUAGUAGAAGCAUGGAUUGACAAGAAAGUUAAAGAUGAUGGUGGGGUUAUAUGGGAGUUUGAAAAAUAAACUCUGCAUUUUUUGGUACAUCCAAUGUCACAUGACUGUCUCUCCAGCACUACACUCAAAUAUUCAAAUAUUGAGCUCUUGUCAAAUUUAUCUAUAGUUAUUAGUUUAACAAAUCAUAUGUGAUUCAAUAGUUUUUUUUUGGGUUCUUUCUUAGACUGUUGAUCGACGAGUAGUUAUCAAUUGGCAUGUCUCCCUAUUUAAAUUUGUGAUAGAAUUAUUUUGAGCAUGACCUCGGUUUAAAUUUAUUCCUAUUUUUUUCUUUGCCA